UUAAUGUUGAAGUAUGGGAGUAGAGACUUGAGAUUGUUAUUCCUCUAGUGAACCAUUUUAUUUUAUUUAGUGAAACCGUGAGACUCGAGUGAUAAUCGGACAGUUCGUAUUUUUAUGUUAUGAUAUAUAUUAGCUUUACUGAUUUGGAGGGGAAGUGCUAUAAUCGUUACAAUACGGGCAGAAAUGAAUUGAUCAUAUACUUAGUGUAGGUUAGAUUGCUUCCGCAUUCAUCCACGAAAGAGUGAAAAGGCAGAAGUCUAUCUUGUGAAAACGAGUAAUGUGAUUUCAGAGCCUGUAAGUAAAGGUUAGGGCAGACUUACCGCUGUCGCAAUUGAGCGCUACACCGUGAAGACAUAAGUCUGUGCGAGGGUGGAAGUGUGUCGCCACUCAUUCCUAACUUCGUCACUAGGUGGAGGUGCCCCUUCCAGUACCAGAACAUGUGUCACCUUCACAGGUGACAGCUGAAAACCAGUAUGAGUGUAUUGCUGCCGUUGUGACCCCACUGUGGCAGACUCCAUAUAAGGAGCAGCUAGCAAUAAAGUUGCAGUGGAGUCAGAGUGUAAUGUGGAAUGUUGUAAAGAAAAUAUGUAAGCAGAGGAAGAGCUGGAAUGUAAAGAAAUUUUCAUAUAGAUUGCAUCGUGUGAAGCCUUCGCCUGUUACAGAAGGCUAUCGCAAUAAGGAUGAUUUUAACAUUCAGACUGGGGUUGAUGGAAAUCCCAAGACCAUGGGAUUCUUUGUGGGGAGUCCUGCCGAUGGUCCUGUGGUCUGCGUGAGAGGAACUCAUCUCGUCAACAUACGACAGAGCCAUAAGGAAGUAGCACAGGCAUAUGAAGACUACAUCCGGUUAUCUCCGCUGCCUCCGUGCUGUCAUUUUGGAGAUGGUGGCCAUUGGCGCAAUCUGGUAGUGCGUUCCAAUGAAGCAGGUCAACUUAUGGCUGUUGUUACGUUCCAUCCACAAGAUUUGGAGCAGGAGAGACUGGAAGAAGAAGGAGCCAAGCUUCGAGAGUACUUUCUUCAUGGGCCAGGAGCACGGUGUAAUCUGACCUCUCUGUAUUUUCAGCCAUGUCGACAUACGCGGUGCACAGCAGAUCAGGCACCGUACACACUCCUCUUUGGGGACCCACACUUAACAGAGACGUUGGAAGACUUCAAGUUCCGGGUGUCACCUGACUCAUUUUUCCAAGUGAACACUGCUGCGGCAGCUGUCCUGUAUAACACAGUGUUCUCAUUGGCUCACCUCACACCUAUGACAACUCUGCUUGAUGUGUGCUGUGGCACAGGUACUAUGAGUAUCCUGGCAUCUCGUCGUGUGCGAGGUGCAGUUGGUGUGGAUUCUGUUAGCAGUGCGGUCACAGAUGCCAGAAACAAUGCCCUUGCUAAUGAAGCACUCAAUGUGGAGUUCAUAGCAGGUCUUGCUGAAAAGAAAAUACCUAGAAUCAUCGCAGGGCUGGGGAUGGCUUCACAUAUAGUUGCUGUUGUGAAUCCAGGUCGCAGUGGUUUACAUUCCCAAGCAGUGAAAGCCCUGUGUAGUUGCAGACAGAUUAAGCGCGUGGUAUAUGUAUCCUGCAAGGCAGACAGCCCCAACACAGUAUCCAACUUCAUACAGCUUUGCACCGAGGGGCAGUUCUCAUUGGGUCAUGUAGUGCCAGUGGAUCUGUUCCCACACACACUACACACUGAGCUCAUACUGGAAUUCAGCAGGUGACAUCAUUUCUUUUGUUACACACAGUUCUUGUACAGUAAUAUUUGUGCCCUGGUAAUAAAGUACUUGUGAAUUAA
Cryptotermes secundus is the source of this 1779-nucleotide messenger RNA. Its product is annotated as tRNA (uracil(54)-C(5))-methyltransferase homolog. Bases 563 to 1705 code for a protein of 380 amino acids. The record is from RefSeq and is a predicted model, not a curated record. NCBI's taxonomy places the organism in Eukaryota, Metazoa, Arthropoda, Insecta, Blattodea, Kalotermitidae. The transcript has 8 exons. Gene Ontology annotation, biological process: RNA processing. Gene Ontology annotation, molecular function: RNA methyltransferase activity.